CCGAACCCGACUUGUACUUCCUUCUCUCCCCCUUUUGCGCAACACCAGAAAAAAAGGUCCAUCCGCAACCAUGGAUGGCGUACAGGGUCCGCCUCCCGAGGGCCCGAUUGCCUCGAUCGCAGAACCGGGCAUCAAGGCCGACGGUCAACUGCUGUUCGACCUGCGCCGCGAGGUCGCCAAUCUCUUGCAUCGCAACCAGACCAGCUUCCCCGGCGCGCAGCCCGUCAGCUUCGCGCGGAAACACGUCGAUGAGUUACGGAAUAGAGACUACUAUGUUUGCGAAAAGUCAGACGGCAUCCGGUAUCUGCUAUACCUCACGGAAGACGAGGGCCGGGAGAUCCACUACCUAAUCGACCGGAAAAACGACUACUGGUACAUCAAGAACAGCAGCUUCCACUUCCCGCGCAAGGACGACCUGACCAAGUUCCACACGCGCACGCUCAUCGACGGCGAGCUGGUCAUGGACGACACGGGCAAGGGCACAAAGGAGCCGCGGUUCCUCGUCUUCGACUGCCUCGUGCUGGACGGGCAGGACCUGAUGUCGCGGACGCUCGACAAGCGGCUCGCCUACUUCAACGAGAACAUUUACAAGCCCUACCGUGACUUGUUCAAGCAGUACCCGGAGGAGCGGGACUUCCAGCCGUUCCUGGUGGAGAUGAAGGCCAUGCAGCUGAGCUACGGCAUCGAGAUGAUGUUCCGCGAGAUCCUGCCCAAGCUGAGGCACGGCAACGACGGGCUCAUCUUCACGUGCGUCAGCAGCGAGUACAAGCACGGCACCGACCCGCACAUCCUGAAGUGGAAGCCGCCGGAAGAGAACACGGUCGACUGCCGGCUGCGGAUGACGUUCCCUACGGUGCAGCCGGGGGAAGGGGACGAGGAGGCCGAGGGCCCCUUUGUGGACUACGAGGCGGUGCCGCGGGCGGAGCUGUGGAGUUUUAUGGGGGACGGGCGGUAUCAGUUCUUUGACGAGGUGCAUAUUACCGAGGAGGAGUGGGAGGUGCUGAAGGGCCUCGGGGACCCGCUCAACGACCGCAUCGUGGAGUGUCACAAGGACGACCUGGGCCGGUGGCGGAUUAUCCGGUUCCGCGACGAUAAGUCGGAGGCGAAUCACAUUUCUACCAUCAAGAGCGUCAUGGAGAGUAUCGAGGACCGGGUUACGGAGAAGGAUCUUGCGGAGGCGGCUAAGGGGAUCAAGGAUAAUUGGAAGACGCGGAAUGCCAAACGGUAGUCUUUCCAUCAUUUUUUGUUUUUCCCUACGCAAAGAGGAAGAGGAGACGAGGGGAGGAGAAGCCGAUGAGAGAUACCUGGUUGGAUUCUAAAGGUGGUCAGGUACGGGGGGUUGAGGAUGCAUGGCGUGGAUGAUGUGUGAGUACUGUACGUGUGCGGAUCAGGAUUGACGAUGGCGUCUUGGUGUUGUGUUUUAUUGCAAAAAGCUCCUCAAGCAAACAGAGAAUACGGAGGGGAGGUCAAAAAGAGACGACGGCGGAGGUUGCGAUAUUGCCUCCUUUCAGACAGCCCUCAUCAAUUCUCUGCUCUAUUGAUGUCCGGCUAGGAUGUGAGCAUGAAGUACUUUGGCGUUUUCCAGCUUAGAGGAUAAGCGUGGAGGGCAUACCGGUUUCCCGGGGGCAUGAGAGUGUAUCGAGUACCUUUGAAAUGAAAAGAGUAAUUCGUAUCACUAGAAUGGACCUUUUCUUCUCGGAUUGAGAUCAACUGGCUGG
Messenger RNA from Colletotrichum scovillei, 1718 nucleotides. RefSeq names its product mRNA capping enzyme. Bases 71 to 1228 code for a protein of 385 amino acids. Gene Ontology annotation, biological process: 7-methylguanosine mRNA capping. Gene Ontology annotation, molecular function: mRNA guanylyltransferase activity; ATP binding. Gene Ontology annotation, cellular component: mRNA capping enzyme complex. The transcript is spliced from 2 exons. Lineage: Eukaryota; Fungi; Ascomycota; Sordariomycetes; Glomerellales; Glomerellaceae. The record is from RefSeq and is a predicted model, not a curated record.